Molecule: messenger RNA, 1755 nt
Organism: Peromyscus leucopus (white-footed mouse)
Lineage: Eukaryota; Metazoa; Chordata; Mammalia; Rodentia; Cricetidae
Gene: Sirt6
Product: sirtuin 6
Exons: 8
Coding region: 167-1171 (334 amino acids)
Molecular function (GO): NAD+ binding
Source: RefSeq, a predicted model, not a curated record
CACGCACACGCUCACACUCACACCCCAAACACGCACACGCACGCACACGCACACCCCGGCGUCUCUAGGGAAGGUGGGUCCUCUUCCCCCGCCGUCCCUUCCCCACUUCCGGCGGAAGCGGCCUCAACAAGGGAAACUUUAUUGUUCCGCGGCAGCGCCGGCGACGAUGUCGGUGAAUUACGCCGCCGGGCUGUCACCGUACGCGGACAAGGGCAAGUGUGGGCUGCCCGAGGUCUUCGACCCGCCCGAGGAGCUGGAGCACAAGGUGUGGGAGCUGGCGCGGCUCAUGUGGCAGUCCUCCAGGGUGGUCUUCCACACGGGCGCCGGCAUCAGCACGGCCUGCGGCAUCCCCGACUUCAGAGGCCCCCACGGCGUGUGGACCAUGGAGGAGCGUGGCCUGGCCCCCAAGUUUGACACCACCUUCGAGAGCGCCCGGCCCUCCAAGACCCACAUGGCCCUGGUGCAGCUGGAACGCGUGGGCUUCCUCAGCUUCCUGGUCAGCCAGAACGUGGACGGGCUGCACGUGCGCUCCGGCUUCCCCAGAGACAAGCUGGCGGAGCUCCACGGAAACAUGUUUGUAGAGGAAUGUCCCAAGUGUAAGACGCAGUACGUGAGAGACACGGUCGUGGGCACCAUGGGCCUCAAGGCCACGGGCCGGCUCUGCACGGUGGCCAAGGCCAGGGGACUCCGGGCCUGUAGGGGGGAGCUGAGGGACACCAUUCUGGACUGGGAGGACGCCCUGCCUGACCGGGACCUGACACUCGCUGACGAGGCCAGCAGGACCGCAGACCUGUCAGUCACCCUGGGCACCUCGCUGCAGAUCCGUCCCAGCGGGAACCUGCCCCUUGCCACUAAGCGCCGGGGAGGCCGUCUGGUCAUUGUCAACCUGCAGCCCACAAAACACGACCGCCAGGCUGACCUGCGCAUCCACGGCUAUGUGGACGAGGUGAUGAGCAGGCUCAUGAAGCAUCUGGGGCUGGAGAUCCCCACCUGGGAAGGACCCCGUGUGCUGGACAAGGCCCUGCCACCCCUGCCGCGUCCAGCUGCACCCAAGGCUGAGCCCCCUGCGCAUUUCAAUGGCUCAGUGCACGCUCCAUGUAAGCCAGAGCCCGACAGCCCUGUACCCCACAGGCCCCCCAAAAGAGUGAAGACCGAGGCUGUCCCCAGCUGACCCGAGUGUGUGGGGCGGGAGGGGUACUUGUAGGAACCACACACGUUGGGAGUUUUUUGUUUUGUUUUUUAUGUGCUGUGCACUGAGCCCAGACUUGCACAUGCCAUGCCCCGCCUUUUUCAAAUUUUUCUUUGAGACCUGGGCUCCCUAAAUCGGUCAGGCUGGCCUUGAACUUGCUGCUGUAGCCCAGGCUGGCCUGGAGCUAGCGCCCUGCCCACCCUCAGCCUCCACAGUAGCAGGGAUGGCAUGCGGACGCCACCGGGCCCAGCACAGCCCUUCCGAGUCUCACUGUGCCCCUUGUCCGGGACCCUCCGUGGAGUCUCGGGACACAGGGAGUCCACGGCGGGUGGAAGAGGCUGUGUCCCAGGGCUGGGGGUUCGCGUGCCUCUCCACCCGCCACACCCCGCUUGUGACUCAGGAUGUGCCCGAGGGGCAGCCACACACUCCACCCCCCCUUGACCCAGAGCCACCGGGGAUGUCUGUGCAUAGGAGGGACCUGGGACCCAUCUGCGCUGGGGCCCCCCGGCUUCCAGGAGCCCCCAAUGCAAUAAACACAGAAUUCCUGUCAUUUCUUCUAAAUUUUA